Molecule: messenger RNA, 3041 nt
Organism: Harpia harpyja (harpy eagle)
Lineage: Eukaryota; Metazoa; Chordata; Aves; Accipitriformes; Accipitridae
Gene: DUS4L
Product: dihydrouridine synthase 4 like
Exons: 12
Coding region: 637-2079 (480 amino acids)
Biological process (GO): intracellular protein transport; tRNA processing; endoplasmic reticulum to Golgi vesicle-mediated transport
Cellular component (GO): endoplasmic reticulum membrane; endoplasmic reticulum
Molecular function (GO): tRNA dihydrouridine synthase activity; flavin adenine dinucleotide binding
Source: RefSeq, a predicted model, not a curated record
GCCUGGCCGCAGGGAGGGGCGGCGGCGGCGGCACGGGCGGGCUGCGGCGGCAGCCGGGCGGCGCUCCUCGGGCCCGCGCCUCCGGCACCCGGCAGGCACCGGCACGCGGGAGCGAGCUCAGGCCGGGGUGGUCGGGCCGCAGCGCCCGCCCUGCGGGGAGAGGCGGAGGGAGCUGGGCCUGUAGCGGGAGGACGAGGGACAGCGGGCCUGGGCUGAAGCAGGGGCGGUUCUGGCCCGACGUGAGGAAAACCUUUCUCCGUGAGGCCUGUGGGGGCAGGGCAGGGGCUGCCCUGAGCCCCUGGUCCGGCCUCGGAGCCGGCCCUGCGCGGAGGGGUGGGCUGGAGACCUCCCUUCCAGCCCGAACGACCCGUACUGCGAGGAAUGAAAACUAGUUCAGCGGGGGUGUUACGAAGGGCAGCGGGGCGCCCGGCGCAAGGCCGGCGUUCGUAGCUGGUGGCGGCGAAAGGCUCGCUCCUGACGCUGUGCAAGUGAGGGGCUUCUUGCGGGCUGCUUUACCAAAACGGCAGUCCGGUGUAAGGUCUAAUGCUUUGCUGGAUGGCCUGUGAGAAAUAGCUGAAUUACUUACACGCAAACACUGUUUGUUUUUCCAGAUGCUAAAAGGAUCGUUAAUUAUUCAUGAUUGGUGACAGCUUAGAAACUAAACGAUGCCAACUAAAAGAUCCCAUGGAUUUGUUUCAUUCUGGGCAAGUUGUAAAAAUAUGUGCCCCUAUGGUCCGCUACUCAAAGUUGGCUUUCAGAACCUUGGUUAGGAAAUACAGUUGCGAUUUGUGUUACACACCAAUGAUAGUAGCAGCUGAUUUUGUGAGAUCUGCAAAAGCUAGAGACAGCGAAUUCACAACAAACAAAGGUGAUCAUCCAUUGAUUGUUCAAUUUGCUGCUAAAGAAGCACAGGUUUUGUGUGAUGCUGCCCGUAUCGUCUGUCCUUUUGCAGAUGGCAUAGACCUAAACUGUGGCUGUCCUCAGAGAUGGGCGAUGGCAGAAGGUUAUGGUGCUUGCUUAAUAAAUAAACCAGAACUAGUUCAAGAUAUGGUGAGACAUGUACGGAAUCAGAUCGACAACCCUAGAUUUUCAGUAUCUAUUAAAAUAAGGAUCCAUGAGGACUUAAAAAGAACAGUUGACCUGUGUCAAAAAGCUGAAGCAACUGGAGUUUCAUGGAUUACAGUACACGGGAGAAGUGUAGAAGAAAGACAUCAGCCUGUACAUUAUGAUGCAAUUAAAAUAAUUAAACAAAGCAUGUCUAUACCUAUUGUGGCUAAUGGAGACAUUAAAACUUUAAAAGAUGCUGAAAAUGUUCAUCACUUGACAGGAGCAGAUGGUAAGAUUAAGAUGACUUUCCAGUGGACGGCAGUUGCCGCCUUUCUGUACGGUGAAAUAGCAGUAAUUCUCGUACUCUGCCUGCCGUUUAUUUCUCCGCUGAGAUGGCAGAAGAUUUUUAUGAUUCCGCUAUGGAGCAAAAUGGCAGUUUUCUGGAACAAGAUGUUCCUUACAAUAAUAGUUUUACUGAUCGUCUUGUUUCUUGAUGCUGUUAGGGAAGUCAGGAAGUACUCGGCCGUUCAUGUGAACGAAAAGGCUGCAAAUGUCAAUACCAAUGCCUUUGAUCAUAUUCAGAUGAAACUCUUCCGAUCGCAAAGAAACCUCUAUCUCUCAGGUUUUUCCUUAUUUCUUUGGCUUGUAUUGAGACGUACUGUUACCCUUCUUACUCAGUUGGCAAAAGGGAUGGCAUCGCAUGCAGCUCUGGAAACACAAGUCAACGAUGCUACUGAAGCAGCCAAAAAAUACAUGGCCGAGAAUGAAAGGCUGCAGGAGGCCUUGAGUGAAAAAGGAAGCAGUAAAAAGAAAGAGUCAGCAGAAGCAACUGAUGAAAAGUUGAAGAAGGAAGUUGAACAUUUGAAAGCAGAGCUACAGACAACAUCAGAUGCUCUCCACAAGGCAAAUAAUGAAGUGACUGCAGUUAAAAAGCAGUCUGAAGGCCUUAAAAGAGAAUAUGAUCAUCUGAUGAAAGAAUAUGAACGGCUUCAGGGCAGUUUAAAUGAAGCAGAAGACAAGAAAGACCAGUAGGUGCAUCUAAGGUGGAUGACAUCAGUACAGCUGCUUCAAUGAGAAAAGCCUUGUGAUGUUUAGGCUCCUGAUGCAUAUCUGAAACAAAACUUCAGUUUUCUGAAAAGCACGUGCACUGUAGGUCACUAUUGAGAUUCCUUUAACAUAUCUUGGUUGCCAAAAUAUUCUGUGUUGCAAAUAAAAUGUUAAGCGACUUACCUGAUUUACCACGGAGUUUGUCGCUGCUCUUGUGAGGAGAAACUUGAAAAUCUUUCAAUUCCAUCUGGAGCAACUUGACUGUUCUCCAAGCUUUUGCCUUCCAGAAUGGUAACAUCAUGCACUAUUUGUUUGUAGCAUUUGAGUGAGGUGGUGUAUCAUGCUAUGUCAUAAAAACACAAUUACCUAAACCUCCUUUGCAGCACCUGUUCGGAGUCUUCAAAAACUCAGUUACCAGUGAGUUAAGAAGGCUGAAAGGUUUUCAUCAGCCAUUCCACUUCAGUGGAAAAUUGAAUGACAAUCAAUCUAAGGAAAAUAAAGAAAGAAGGAAAACUGCAUUUCUAAAUCCAUCUCACUAGCUUGUGACUUUCACUUAGCCACAUGGAUGAGUGUAUUUUAACAAUAUUUUGCAUGCCUCUGAUUUAUUUUUCUUUAAUAUAUGGGGUUAUUUCAGUUUUCAUAACCAAAGCUUUGGGUUGGUUGGUUCUAACAUCCUGUAUUUUUUACACUGUUUACAUUUGUUUACUCUGUAUGUGCCCCCUAACUUCUUUUUGCCUUGCUAAGUAAAAAUUCUUUUUAAAUGUAGAUAGUUGGGUUUGUUUUGUUUUGUUUUCAUGGAUACGAUACCUCGAAUAAAUGUGCACUGUUUUGCAUAAGCCCUUUUUGGCAUUCAGAAAGUUGGUUUGAGUUUCUUUUUUGUUAGUUGGUUCCAGUUUAUAUUUGAAAGUUGGAUAUGUUUGCUAUAUUAAAGGGAUUGUUUAAGUUCA